GGCGGAAGUGACGUUAUCAACGCGCGCCAGGAGUUCAGCGGGGUCGGGCAGGGGCGCCGUGGCGGGCGCCUGGACCGUCAGCGGUUUAACUUCGUUCCUCGCGCCAGUAGUGCUCUCUGCAGUGACUCCAGCAUCCCUGUUUCUUGGUGUGUGAAGACAGCCUGAGGAAUUGAAAAAGCUACUGAGAAGAGUGUGCUGGGGAUGCUCUAGGCAAAGACUGGAUGCUGAGACAAGUUCCAGUCCCAGGGCUUUGGGUUUUCCAAGAAGAAACCGAACAUCAUGGAUCAGAACAACAGCCUGCCACCUUAUGCUCAGGGCCUGGCCUCCCCUCAGGGUGCCAUGACUCCUGGGAUCCCCAUCUUUAGUCCGAUGAUGCCUUAUGGCACGGGACUGACCCCACAGCCUAUUCAGAACACCAGUAGUCUGUCUAUUUUGGAAGAGCAGCAAAGGCAGCAGCAGCAGCAGCAGCAGCAGCAACAGCAGCAGCAGCAACAGCAGCAGCAGCAGCAGCAGCAACAGCAGCAGCAGCAGCAGCAGCAGCAGGCAGCCCAGCAGUCCACGUCCCAGCAGGCCACGCAGGUGGCCUCGGGCCAGGCCAGCCAGCUCUUCCACUCGCAGACUCUCACCACGGCACCCCUGCCGGGCGCCACACCCCUGUACCCUUCCCCGAUGACGCCCAUGACCCCCAUCACACCCGCCACACCAGCCUCUGAGAGCUCUGGGAUUGUGCCUCAGCUGCAAAAUAUUGUAUCUACAGUGAAUCUUGGCUGUAAACUUGACCUAAAAACCAUUGCACUUCGUGCCCGAAAUGCUGAAUAUAAUCCCAAGCGGUUUGCUGCUGUAAUCAUGAGAAUAAGAGAGCCACGAACCACGGCACUGAUUUUCAGUUCUGGGAAAAUGGUGUGCACAGGAGCCAAGAGUGAAGAACAGUCCAGACUAGCAGCAAGAAAAUAUGCCAGAGUUGUACAGAAGUUGGGUUUCCCAGCUAAGUUCCUGGACUUCAAGAUUCAGAACAUGGUGGGGAGCUGUGACGUGAAGUUCCCCAUCAGGCUGGAAGGCCUCGUGCUCACCCACCAGCAGUUCAGCAGUUAUGAACCAGAGUUAUUUCCUGGUUUAAUCUACAGAAUGAUCAAACCCAGAAUUGUUCUCCUUAUUUUUGUGUCUGGAAAAGUUGUAUUAACAGGUGCUAAAGUCAGAGCAGAAAUUUACGAAGCAUUUGAAAACAUCUACCCCAUUCUAAAGGGAUUCAGGAAGACAACGUAAUGGCUGUCACGGACCCCCGCCUCCCUCACCCUCUUGUUGUUCUAAACAAAUACAUUCUGGUACCUUUAAGUGGUGAUGUCGUGAGAAGGUGGACAUUCGGUUGCAGGUGGCGGAUCCAGGCGGUGCCCUUCUACGCGGCCCUGCUGCAGGAUGCCAGAGGGGGCCACUUGUGCACUGAGAACACCGCACAGGUCACCGAGAGCCCUGCUGCCCAUUUAUUUAUAUUUAGAUCCUAGACACUGCUGUUGACAAGUUGGGUUAAGGGACAGAACUUCAAGUGUUAAAGCCACCUCUGUAAUUCAUUGGACUUUUUAAUUUUUUUCCCCAUAAACCACAGUUUUUAUAUUUCUAUCAGAAAAGUAAAAAUCUUUUUUAAAAGUGUUGUUUUUCUAAUCUCUAACUCCUAUGGGUUAUUUCUGUGCCAGACACAUUCCUCCUUCCAGUAUUGCAGGACAGAGUAGAUGUAUUAAUGAAAACAAAUGGCUGUACAUAUUUUUCUUUCUUCAGAGUACUCUGUAUAAUAAUGCAGUUUAUAAAAGUGCUAGAUUGUUGCUAUAAAUGAUACCUUGUAAGAGUCAUGUGAUCAUACUGUUUAAAAAAAGUUGUAUUUUAGAUACAAUGCCUGAAACCAAUCUGGUGUGUUUGCUUGUUGUUUGCUUCAGUCACUAUUCAUGAAUACGGAUGAACUAUCUGAGAUCUCGUGGCUGCUCCAGAAACACGCACUUACUGCCUUCCCUUUGGAGCACUCCUGUUUCCCAGGCACUUUGCGCACCGCACUGGCGUCCUCACAGAGCUGCAGCUGUUGCUCUUCAGAGGGACUUGCCUGAGGUCACGGGCCAGUAAGUGGCAGAAAUGGUGCUGUCCAGGCUGCCAGUGUUCUGGUGUAACUUUUUUGGUGAGAGUUUUUUUUGUUUGCUGUCAUUUUCCUCAUGGAGAAUCAGGUGGACUUUUGUAGGUUCUUAGCUUUCAUUGUUCGGGUUUUGUUGUUACUGUUGUAAAAGUACAUUUUCAGUACAUUACAGGUAUAUAAUCAGAAAGGAGAGGUCUUUGCUUCCUCUCCCUUCCACCUAUUUCCCCAAGGUAACCACCAGAUUAGUACGUAUCUUCCAAGCCCUGUUCUGUGCAAAUUCUAUCCUCUGGGCUUGCUUUUGAUCCCAUUUUUUGAAAAAAACGCUAAAGAGUAUGUUCAAUUUUACAGCUUUCCCUUUUUUUAGUCAGUAAAUGUAUUAGUAUUUCCAUGAUUGGGAAUUAAGGGACUCUUAUAUACCUUCAUUUAUUGCACCACUCCCUUAAUUAUGGUAAUAUAUAUUAUCUCCAGUCUUCCACUGUUAUGAACAGUCCUGCAGGGAGCAGGCUUGUAUGUGUACUGUUGUGGAUAAGUACUGGUGUUUCUGUAGUAAACUUUUCUGGAAGAGGAAUUGCCGUGUUAAAGACUAUUUCUGCAUUCUAGGUUUUGAUAGGUCGAUGACCACAUUGCGGUCCAAAGAGCAGGGUAUGCAGAGUGCCCUUUCCUGCAUUUCCCAGGCAUUGGUGAUGCCAGCAGUGUGUGGGUUUGGAAAGACGUUCCCGUAUUCUCGCUAUCCCAGAGGGAAGUGUCUUGUCAUGUAUGCAGGUCCAUGUGUGUAUAUUCCUCAGUAAAGUUUUGUUUUUUUCACGCAAGGCUUUUACAUUUUGUAAAAGUUAAUUCCUUAAUUCCUAAGUAUAUUAUGGUUUGUUUUA
This is a messenger RNA of Lemur catta (Ring-tailed lemur), 2982 nucleotides long. It is a transcript of the gene TBP, whose product is annotated as TATA-box binding protein. NCBI's taxonomy places the organism in Eukaryota, Metazoa, Chordata, Mammalia, Primates, Lemuridae. The transcript has 8 exons. Bases 280 to 1263 code for a protein of 327 amino acids. The record is from RefSeq and is a predicted model, not a curated record. Gene Ontology annotation, biological process: DNA-templated transcription initiation. Gene Ontology annotation, molecular function: RNA polymerase II general transcription initiation factor activity; DNA binding.